ACCAUCAGUCAAUCCGUAUCGUCUCUCCCCCCCCCUGAAACAAUGGCGACAUCCGUCUCAACCGUGAGUUUGAAGCUCCUAAUAGAAAAGAAGACACAAAAAGUAAUUUUCGCCGAAGCCGAGAAGCCGUUCGUGGAUUUCUUGUUCCACCUCAUGUCGUUGCCUCUCGGGACCAUUAUCAAACUCGUGAGCCAGAGUUCCAUGGUCGGCUCCCUCGGAAAUCUCUACGGCAGCAUAAAAAACAUUAGCCAAACAUACCUCCAACCCAACUUAAACAAAGAUGUACUUUUGAACCCAAAAGUUGCGACUCACUACUCUUUCAAUGCGCCACUUCUCUUGGCCGCCGGUGACCCUUCCGAGGCCAAGAAGUUUUACUUUUGUACUAACUGCCUAAAUUAUGGUGGCGGCCGCCGGUCCAUCUCCGACGACCCGAAAGCUAUUUGUCCUCACUGCAAGUCCAAGAUUAGUGGCGAGGCGUCUUAUGUUGCUCCGGUGAAGGCGGAUUCUACUAGCAUGGAUGAAAGUGGUGGGGGGUUUGUGAAGGGUGUUGUGACGUACAUGGUGACGGAUGACUUGAAGGUGAUGCCGCAUUCCACCAUUUCUACCAUUACUGUUCUGAAUGAUUUCAAUAUUAAGGACUUUGGAUCCGUUGAGGUGAAGGAUGUUCGUUUGGGUGUUGAUGAGGGAUUGAAGGUGUUGAAAGCUGCUCUGCAAACUGACUCCGUUCUCACAACCGUGUUCCUUGGGAAAUAGGCUUAAUUUACUGCAACAUGCCGAUAACCUUUUUGUGGCUUACUGGCUAGCUUCUGAGAACAUGCUACUAGAGUGUUUACUAAAAAUGUAGUGCAGAUCUUGUUGAAUUUUAUCUAUGUUUUUAUGGUUUGUAAACCAUGAAU
Messenger RNA from Ipomoea triloba (trilobed morning glory), 896 nucleotides. RefSeq lists its product as uncharacterized. NCBI's taxonomy places the organism in Eukaryota, Viridiplantae, Streptophyta, Magnoliopsida, Solanales, Convolvulaceae. The record is from RefSeq and is a predicted model, not a curated record. The transcript is spliced from 2 exons. Bases 43 to 753 code for a protein of 236 amino acids.